AUGGGGAGUCCGCAAGACUUGAGCUGGGUGUUUUGGAAAAUGAGAAUCGGGGAGUCCGGUGCUCGUACCAGGCUGUUGACCCCAUCAAAAACAGCCUGCCAAAAACUCCCCUUUCAGAACCCGCACCCCUUCAUUGCUCUGAUGUCCAAGGAGGCCCCCUCGCUGGUUGCCAUGGUUCUUGCUCAGUGCUCAAAGGUCGCCUCGUGUUGCUAG
Lodderomyces beijingensis is the source of this 213-nucleotide messenger RNA. Lineage: Eukaryota; Fungi; Ascomycota; Pichiomycetes; Serinales; Debaryomycetaceae. The record is from the annotation of a GenBank genome assembly.